GCAGCGGUGGGAGUGCAGGGGUCGAAGUUCGUAGUUGGAGUCUGUGUUGUGAGUCUCACGACUACAGAGCGAAACAUGAGCGAGAACUCAGAUUUUGUUGAUUUUUUUCCGGAUUCUAAGGCUGAGUACGUACUCAGCAAUGUUGCGGAAGUGGUUGAGAGGAUUCUUACGUUCAUACCAACCAAAUCGCUUCUCCAGCUCGCGAGUGUGUGCAGACUCUGGAGAAACUGUGCUCGCAGAGUGCUUAGGACUCAGCAACAGCUGACCUGGGUGUCGGCCUCUGGACAUCCCAGCACAGAGUCCCAUGCCCUCAAUAGCAUCUUGGCCGAAGAAGUGGAGAAAGUAUACCUGCUGCCUAAAACAGUUCUGGUAAUGGCAGACUCUGAGAUCCUCAAUGGAGGAGCCUUUUGCUACAAACAGAACAAAGCAAAAAAGAGUCGCAACAGUCUCGACGCAGAACUGAACGAGCUCUUCCCCAGAGGCUGUGAUGUCAUGGGCGUUGCUACACCAGGAAUAGUCUUGACACCCAGCGGCUCUUGCGGCAACCCUCCCCAGGAGUACCAAGAUGGGGGAGCUGGCUUUGCAAUCAUGCUUCCAGCUAUUGAGGGUGUCCAGAUCCAGCCUUUUCACUUUUGUAAGAGAACCAUCUCCCCGACAGCCCUUAAAGAAGCAGGACUAGUUGACAACCCAGAGCUACGUGUGAUACUGAUUUUCUUCUAUGAGGCAUAUAAACCAGGAGGCGCACGCUUCCUUAACCAGAUACUAGAGCCGCUUUCGAAGACCAAAGCUCUGAUUGCUGGAGGGUUGGUAGAGAAUGCCUUCGCUCCUUCCAGAUACUGCUGUAGCCAGGGUUCAUAUGGUGUGAUAGGCCUGGCCCUGAGUGGGCCUAAAGUUCAGGGGGCGUCUGUGCUGUUGGAGGAAGACGUCAUCAGCGCAAAAGCGGCUGAAGCCACAAUCCGACGACUAAAGGCAGCCAAAAUUCCAGAGAAAAACACCCUGGGAUUUAUGUUUGCCUGCGUGGGGAGAGGCCAGAACUACUACAACAACCAGAGCAAUGUCGAGGCAGAUGCUUUCCGCAAGGUGUUCCCCAACACCCCGCUCUUUGGGCUGUUUGGAAACGGCGAGAUUGGCUGCGACCGAAUCAUAAAAGAUGACUACACGCUGUGUGACACUGACACGGACAACCUGCAGCACGAGUACACUACUGUCAUGACCCUGGUCCAUCUAGGCUGAAUGUCCCGCAGCAACGGUCAACACACAGGAUGAAAGAUGACACGUCAUGCUUUUGUUUGUAACAGCAGUCGAGAGCAACAAACAUUGUGUACAGAGUAACGGUACAGCAUAGAAGAAUAUCGCUGUCACUAUUUCUACUCAUAAAGACGAACAGUAAUCUUUUUAACCCUCAGUGUAAUGGCAGCAUGUGGCAUAGUAUCCCUUGGAGACUGUGUGGAAACCCAGGCUUUAUAUUAAAACCAGUGCAUUCAUACAGUUCAAACAUAACAAUACAAACUCGGAAGAAUGUGAUAUAGCACAUUUAAUAAAAUGCAAGAAAAAGGGCCCCUAUUAUGCUCACUUAGGAACUGGAAUGUUUACUUUGUAUCUGAAGGAAUUGGCUCACAUGCACUAUGAAGUGCUGCAGAACUGUUUCUUACCUCAUAUCUUUAAUAGUUUGUUAGGAGAAUCCCAGAUGGUCCUGAUUGGUCAGAUGGCACUAUGAACGUGAGGGCGUGCUUAGUACACACAGAGCAACAUAAAGUAUUAGCCACAUUAUGAAGAGGUUCUGACAUUCUUUGUGAAUGAUCAUUUUAUAUGUAAAUAACUGAAAUCACAACACAUCUGUUUUCUGUAACUUGCGUAUGUAAAUGCUUUUUUUUUCUUUUUCAAAUUGCUGCUAUAGCAUCAGUAUUUUAGCAGUGCAGUACGACUAGCUGAAAAUUACUUUGAGAAUUCCUACUUUACUUGAUGGGCUCUGUUUGCAUCACACUUUCAUAUUCACUUUUGUUAUAUGGCAGCACAACCAGAAAAAAUAUGGAAAGGAUUUAAUCUUUUUGGGAUUUGUAGCCAUCAUUGGAUCAUUUGGUGCACUUUGCUCAUGGUUAGCUUAGCUGGGUCAGACAGCCAGGCUGGUACUGUGUCACUGUGCUCCAUAGUGAUAGAUAAGUCACUGAAGAAAGCCUGGCCUGCAAAGGAGAAGUUUCAGGAAGUUCAGUAGGAGUGUUUUCUAUGGGAACGUGUAACUCCCGGUAACUUUGAAAACCAUUAUAUACAUAAAAAGACAAACAAAC
Haplochromis burtoni (Burton's mouthbrooder) is the source of this 2285-nucleotide messenger RNA. RefSeq names its product F-box protein 22 (gene fbxo22). NCBI's taxonomy places the organism in Eukaryota, Metazoa, Chordata, Actinopteri, Cichliformes, Cichlidae. The transcript is spliced from 7 exons. Gene Ontology annotation, molecular function: protein binding. The record is from RefSeq and is a predicted model, not a curated record. Gene Ontology annotation, biological process: protein polyubiquitination; regulation of skeletal muscle fiber development; positive regulation of proteasomal ubiquitin-dependent protein catabolic process. The coding region runs from base 76 to 1233 and encodes 385 amino acids.